GUUGCCAGGUCCCCCAUGCAGACCCUCCAUGUUCUUCAGCCCUAGGUUCCAGAACCAAUGGACUGUGUUGAGUGGGCCCGCGGUGCUGCUUGAGUUCUCCCAGAUUACGCAGUCCCUUCACACAAGCUAAGUAGUCCUGACACCGCUGCCUCUGGCACCCGCUACUAUUCCAUCUAUUGAUUUCAGCAGAAUGCCAGACGUUUGUGCACUGGCUGCUGGCGAUCCCUCGUCGUGAGGAUGCUCCGUCCGUCAUCGGGCAACAAAGAAUAUUAGACUUUAGAGGAAAAUACUAUGUAAUCAGGGUAUUUUUCAGCUGUCGUUGUUGGGAUCUUGUAGCUGUAAAGGAAGCCUAAGCUAGUGUUGGCAUCACAAAACCACCAGCUUCCAGUCUUCACACAAUUUCUACAGGAGGGCUGAAGUCACAUCCAGCCGUAGGGGAGCUUCUGACUGCUUCGCACCAACAAUUCCUGCAGGAUUCCUUAAGAAAAGACUUGCUGAAGAGUGUCUUCUUCCAACGAUCUGGAAGAUGUUUUCCAAGCUGAAAGCAGGCUGUUUCAGGCAGUCGGUGCGAGCCGAGAUGGGAAGUCUUCUGGAAAUGCAGAAGCUUCUGAAGAAGAAGGAUGAGAAGAUCAGAGAACUCCAGGUCCAGCUGGAGAGGAAAGAUGCUGAGAUCGUCGAGCUCAAGACGAAACUGGACAAGUACCAGUCCGUGUUUAAGCCCGGCAUGGCCGCCAUGAGUGGAACAGCAGGCCCGGCAGCGGUCAGGAGGCGCGCACAGGGCAUCUCUGCAGAACCACAGUCCAUGAAGACGUUACAGGACGUCACCAAGCAGAAAUUCAAAAAAUACAUCAAGUCAAAAAGAGGGUAAGGUGGAAGUGACCAAGGAAGGAAACAAGCUCUGCACGAUGGGACCGGGGAAGGUGUUCGGAGAGCUGGCCAUCUUGUACAAUUGCACGAGAACAGCUACUGUAAGAGCACUUACUAAAGCAAAGCUAUGGGCCAUCGACCGACAGUGCUUCCAGGCUAUCAUGAUGAAGACCACGCUGCAAAAGCAGCAAGAGUACAUCGAAUUCCUUACCAGUGUUCCCACCUUCAAAGAUCUUCCAGAAGAGACGAUCAGCAAGAUAGCCGAUGUCCUCGAAGAGUGCAUCUAUCACGAGGGAGAGUUCAUCAUUAGGCAAGGGGCAAUAGGAGACACUUUCUUCAUCAUCAAGAAGGGAAUAGUCAACGUUACGAGGACGGAUCCCGGCAGUUCUUCACCAAAGUUCAUCCGGUCAUUAAAGAAAGGUGACUUCUUCGGGGAAAAGGCUCUGCAGGGCCCCGAAGCAGUGGAAGACAUCCGGACAGCCAAUAUCGUUGCAGCGGACAAGGACAGUGUUGUCUGCCUUGUUAUCGACAGGGACUCCUUCAGCCAGUUGAUAGGGGGACUGGGACACGUGUCCAGCAAGAAGUAUGAACACGAGGAGGACAACGUUGCAGUUGACAACGAGUUCGCUAAUGUCAAACUGUCAGACACGGAGAUCGUCGCGACGUUAGGUGUCGGCGGCUUCGGCAGAGUCGAACUGGUACGCGUCAAGGGCUUUAACAAUAGGACGUUUGCGUUGAAGCAGCUGAAGAAGAAGCACAUUGUGGAAACUCGUCAACAAGAUCAUAUCAUGUCUGAGAAGAAAAUCAUGGGAGAGGCACGCUCAGACUUCAUCGUCAGACUCUUCAAGACUUUCAAAGAUUCCAAAUACCUGUACAUGUUGCUUGAGGUUUGCCUUGGCGGCGAACUGUGGACGAUCCUUAGAGACAGGGGCUCUUUCGAUGAUGGUACGACCAGGUUCUACACCGCAUGCGUCCUGGAGGCCUUCACGUACCUCCACCAGCGCGGCAUCAUCUACAGGGACCUCAAGCCUGAAAACCUGCUGCUGGACUCCAAAGGAUACAUCAAGCUGGUUGACUUCGGCUUUGCCAAGAAGAUCGGGUUCGGUAGGAAGACGUGGACGUUCUGUGGAACACCAGAGUACGUGGCACCAGAGAUCAUCCUAAACAAGGGGCACGACCUGUCCGCGGACUACUGGUCUCUUGGCAUCCUCAUGUUCGAGCUGCUCACCGGCAGCCCUCCGUUCUCGGGAUCGGACCCCAUGAAGACCUACAACCUGAUCCUGAAGGGUAUCGACAUCAUGGAGUUCCCGAGAAAGAUCUCUCGGAAUGCUCACAACCUAAUCAAGAAACUAUGCAAGGACAACCCGAGCGAGAGACUAGGAAAUCAGAAGAACGGAAUCAAGGACAUCCAGAAACACAAGUGGUUUGAGGGUUUCAACUGGGAAGGUUUGAGAAGUAAAACACUCUGCCCACCGAUUGUGCAACCUGUGAAAAAUACCACAGACACCUCCAACUUUGACGACUACCCUAUAGACGAGGAAGACACGCCCGAAGACUUCACGGGAUGGGACAAGGACUUCUAGAUUUAUCAUUUCUAGACGUGGCAGAACGGAACAUAUAUUGCCAACUAAUCAUUUUAUUUCAAGGUUUAGAAUGUAGUAACAUCCUGAGCGAUUAAUUUUGUGAGACAUCAUUGAUAUGUGUUCAGAAGUUUUACUCUGGACUAACACCUCUAGAAUAAGUUUUUUCUAAAGAAAUUGUAGUCUUAUUAUUGAAUGAUGUCCUGAUUAUGAGGUGUUAAUUGCAUCACAAAGUCAUAUAGUUUUUUCGUACUUUCUCCAUAAUGGUAAAUAGAUUUUAGACUUUAACUAAUUGAGGCGUACUUGAAAGAAGAGAAUUGUACAUGGACAUAACAAUUGUGUGGUAAAAGAGCACCAAGUCUUGAUAUACUUGUAAAAAAUGAUGAAAGGUGUUUUUAAAAAUAGAGACGUUGUUGUUGCUGCCAAGCAAGAGUGCCACUGUUAUGAUCCAUUAGUUUAUUUUUCAUUGUCAUGCCAUACUUUAUUUAACAAAAAGUGAACUCUAUUUUUUUUCAGCUACUCACAUUUAGCAAUUAUGAAAUUAUGCUCACAUACGAAUGAUUCUAUAUAAUGGAACUUUCGUUCUGUGAAGCCGAAUCCAUGUCGUUAAUAUUCAGAGAAAGAAAAGGUACAUACAAUACCAAUACAUAGAAAACACACUUUCUUUCUACAUGGUCCGAAAUCAAGAAAGCACAAAAAUUAUCUUGAAAUUUUAACUUUCUAUGUAGGGCUAAGCUUGUCCACUCAUGUUAUACCAAAGUGUGCUGAGGUGUAAUGCAUGACUAUUGUACAUGUGGUAUGUCAUGUUACACGACCGUAAAUUUUCAAAACGUGCCAAAUACACAUUCUGUGUCUGAUGUAGCUUUGGAACUCACAUUUGAUAGGUUUGGUGUAGUCUGCUAUGUUUUGUUGUGCAUUACGUAGGCAUGAUACAUUGGUCUAUCUUAAAGGUUUUGUGAUCAAUCUGUAAUGUCACAACAAGGAGGCUACAUGGUCACGUUUUAUGAGUGAUACCACUGUUAUUGCGAUGUUAAGGGUAGCAUACAACAAUAGGUGGUGUUUUCUUUAGCCUAGUCUCAUUAGCCAACUGGACAAAAUGAGAAAUCCCACCAAUUCAUCUGCAAAUUCCUUUUGAAUAUUGAACACAAAAUUGAAUACACCUGUACCUCUCAAAACAACCGCCUUUAAGAGUCAAUGCCUGGUUUAAGCGACUCAUUUUGUACAGAAACAUUUGUUCUCAUUUACUUUAAACACAUUUUACUUGAGGCUUAAAAGAGAUGCUGAUUUAGUUGUGUAACUACAUUUUAGAGCCUUUAGAUUCUUUGUGAUAUGCAUUAUGAUGUUUGGUUAGGUGGAUAAUAAUUAACUGAAACAAAUACGUGACAGGUGAAUUGAAGGACAUGCAUUAUAAGUUCAAGAAUACUUGUGUGAAAACAAAAUGCUCUGCAUUUUUUAGCCUGUUAAUAUCCCAAGCUGUGAGGCAACGUCAUGUCCCUCAGUUAUCACUAGGAUGUACCCGAUAUAUCAAAAUUGUAUAUUUUGUACAAAAACUAGAAACAAUAUUAAACAGAGUAUACUUAUCAUUCAUCACAUCUUUCUGCAACAAGACAGAAAAAAGUUGAGACCAAAAUAUAUAUGUAUUACAUUAUUCAGGAAGUCAAAUGUGUGCUCACUGUGGAUUUAUGUAAUUAAAGAUGUUUCACAAA
Messenger RNA from Branchiostoma floridae (Florida lancelet), 4153 nucleotides. RefSeq names its product cGMP-dependent protein kinase 1-like. The record is from RefSeq and is a predicted model, not a curated record. Gene Ontology annotation, molecular function: cGMP-dependent protein kinase activity; ATP binding. Gene Ontology annotation, biological process: protein phosphorylation. NCBI's taxonomy places the organism in Eukaryota, Metazoa, Chordata, Leptocardii, Amphioxiformes, Branchiostomatidae.